CUAAUAAAGAGUAUUAUUAGAGUGAAUAGUUGCUAAUAAAGAGUAUUAUUAGAGUGAAUAGUUGCUAAUAAAGAGUAUAAUUAGUGUAGAUAGUUGCUAAUAAAGAGUAUUAUUAGAGUGAAUAGUUGCUAAUAAAGAGUAAAAUUAGAGUGAAUAAAUGAUUAGUCAUUAGUUGCUGACAAAGAGGAUCCGAGCGGGUAGCAGAGUGAUGACGUCGCGCGAGGUUGGUGACGUCAUCAGUUUGCGACAAGAGGAGUGCGUUAGCAAGAGCAUCUCCGGUGUUGUUUUGUUCCUUGUGUUCGACCCCCGUGCAGCAUGGCCCCCCACACCACCGUGCCGUGGUCCGUCAGCGAGGUGACCCAGUUCUUGGUUCUGGUGGCGGACGAGAAGAUCCAGGCGGAGUUGGACGGCAGCAGGAACCAGAAGGUGUACAAAGAACUGGCCCAGCUAAUGGCGGCUUAUGGCUACCAGAGAACUUUCCGCCAAUGCAGAGAGAAACUGAAGAAGAUGAAGAGCGACUACAGAUCCAUUAAAGACAACUUGAACACCAGGAAGACCUGGAGGUGGUUCCCGCACAUGGACGCCAUCUACGGACACCCUGCAGCUGCACCUUCUGUGGCACAGGCACACGACUUCAUGGAGGUCAUCAUUGAUGAUGACUUAAGUCCGUCUUUGGUGGAGCCCUCCACCCCCCAAAGCGUCUCGGCCCCGAAGGCAGAAGCCACGCCCACGCCGUCCCAGCCGUCGGAGGCGGAGUCUGAGGAGGAAGACGAGGUGGCGCCGGCCAAGCCCAAACGCAGUAAGACCGAGAGGCACACGCGAGUCGGAGCUGGUGGCCGUCCUGCAGCGGAUCCACUCGGCGGACCUGAGGCACCACCGGGUGGACGAGGCGCAGCAGGAACGCAUCCUGCGCCUGCAGGAGAUGCAGAUCCAGCAGCGCUCGGAACACUUCCAGCUGGCCUUGGAGGAGAUGCGUCUGGCCAGGGAGAUGGAGGUCUCCCUGCGGAGGGAGCAGCUGGACUCCACCAACACCUUCAACCAGGCCUUCCUGGGCAUGGUGGGCCAGCUGCUGCAACGCCCGGCCCAGCAGUGAACCUGCAGGAACCAGCAGGGGGCAGCACUGCACUGCAGGAACCAGCAGGGGGCAGCACUGCAGGAACCUACAGGGGGCAGCACUGCAGGAACCAGCUGGAACCAGCAGGGGGCAGCACUGCACUGCAGGAACCAGCAGGGGGCAGCACUGCACUGCAGGAACCAGCAGGGGACAGCACUGCACUGCACUGCAGGAACCAGCAGGGGGCAGCACUGCACUGCAGGAACCAGCAGGGACCAGCACUGCACUGCACUGCAGGAACCAGCAGGGGGCAGCACUGCACUGCACUGCAGGAACCAGCAGGGGGCAGCACUGCACUGCAGGAACCAGCAGGGGGCAGCACUGCACUGCAGUGUCAGAGGAAGAUGCUGAUGGUCCUAAGAUGUCUUCUUGUAUAUAUUUGUACAGAACUUUUCUACACUUUGGAAUUGAUCACACAUGUUAAACAUGUGACUCUCAGUGGAAAAAUACUUUUUUAAAGUCAAAGAGGAUUUUUUUUAUUUCAACCUUUAUUGAUCUUUUGCUGGCCUUUUUGUGUGUUUUCACUUGGUACACAAUCCAUGAGUGGGUGUCAACAAAGUCCUGUCAGUCAUGGAUGUUGUUUUCAUAUUAAACUAA
Messenger RNA from Entelurus aequoreus (snake pipefish), 1711 nucleotides. Its product is annotated as mucin-1-like. Gene Ontology annotation, biological process: positive regulation of DNA-templated transcription. The coding region runs from base 316 to 1572 and encodes 418 amino acids. The transcript has 4 exons. NCBI's taxonomy places the organism in Eukaryota, Metazoa, Chordata, Actinopteri, Syngnathiformes, Syngnathidae. The record is from RefSeq and is a predicted model, not a curated record. Gene Ontology annotation, cellular component: nuclear body.